Messenger RNA from Sarcophilus harrisii (Tasmanian devil), 7118 nucleotides. It is a transcript of the gene ATP6V0A2, whose product is annotated as ATPase H+ transporting V0 subunit a2. Gene Ontology annotation, biological process: vacuolar acidification; proton transmembrane transport. Gene Ontology annotation, molecular function: proton-transporting ATPase activity, rotational mechanism; ATPase binding. The record is from RefSeq and is a predicted model, not a curated record. The transcript is spliced from 20 exons. The coding region runs from base 756 to 3320 and encodes 854 amino acids. NCBI's taxonomy places the organism in Eukaryota, Metazoa, Chordata, Mammalia, Dasyuromorphia, Dasyuridae. Gene Ontology annotation, cellular component: vacuolar proton-transporting V-type ATPase complex; vacuolar proton-transporting V-type ATPase, V0 domain; plasma membrane.
AGGCAACGCGGCACCGAAAUAAUGUCUGAUUAGUGGAUUCUUCGAGAAAGGAGUCUGCGCGCUACUCGCUGCGCGCCCCUCCCCCAGUUUAGGCGGAAAGGUCCCGGCGCUUUGAUUUUUGCUUCAACUUCCCGCGAGAAAAAAAGAGCCGCUUAAGAGACGCGCGCUGCCUGGGACUCGAACCCGCGGACCUGGCCCUGGGGCAAUCCCGCUCGUAUCCUUGAACGUCCGGCCCGAGCGGGAAGCCCACGACCCCGGUUUGAAACUCUGGGAGGCCUUCCGGGAGGAUACCUCCCCAGGUAGGCGAGGAGGCUCCGCCCCUGACUGCGCAAGCCUCCAUUAAGGAGCCCCCGGCAAAAAGGGGCCGGUCUCGCGCGCUCCCGCGCCGCGCUUGGCCCUCCUCCAGCCCGCCCCGCCCCGCUGCGGGAAGGGGGCGUGCCCGUCGAGUUCGGGAGCAACGUCAGUCGCCCGCCCCCGAGGGGACCCGGAAGCGGAACCGGCGGUUCCGCCGCGGGGGGCGGGGCCAGGCUGGCGUUAGAGGAGGCGGCAGCGGCUGAGGAGGCCCCAGUUGACUGAGUAGCUGCAGCGGCGGAGGCUGCAGCCUGGGGGCGGAGAAGAAGCCUCGCGGAGGCAGGGGGGCGGGCGGGCCCAUGGUGCGAGGCCGCCGCGAGGAGGCCGCCGCGGGAGAAGCGCCGGGCUGAGAGCGAGCACGGCCGCGCCGGCCGGCCAGGCCUCGCGGGACCCCGCGCCGAGCCAUGGGCUCCCUGUUCCGCAGCGAGGCCAUGUGCCUGGCGCAGCUCUUCCUGCAGUCCGGGACCGCGUACGAGUGUCUCAGCGCCCUCGGAGAGAAGGGCCUGGCCCAGUUUCGGGACCUCAACCAAAAUGUAAGCGCUUUUCAGAGAAAAUUUGUUGGGGAGGUGAAGCGGUGUGAAGAGCUUGAACGAAUACUGGCAUAUUUAGUGCAAGAAAUUAAAAAAGCUGAUAUUCCCCUUCCUGAUGGAGAUACCAGUCCUCCUGCCCCACCUUUUAAACAAGUUUUGGAAAUGCAGGAACAAUUGCAGAAACUGGAGGUUGAAUUGAGAGAAGUCACCAAGAACAAAGAAAAACUGAGAAAAAACCUACUUGAGCUGAUUGAGUAUACGCACAUGUUAAGAGUGACCAAAACCUUUGUUAAAAGGAACAUAGAGUUUGAACCCAGUUAUGAAGAAUUUCCUUCUUUAGAAAAGGAUUCUUUGUUGGAUUACAACUGUAUGCAGAGACUGGGUGCAAAAUUGGGAUUUGUGUCUGGUUUAAUUCACCAAACAAAAGUUGAAGCAUUUGAAAAAAUGUUGUGGAGAGUUUGUAAAGGGUAUACCAUUGUGACUCAUGCAGAACUGGAUGAGUGCCUUGAAGAUCCUGAGACAGGAGAUGUCACAAAAUGGUAUGUGUUUUUAAUAUCCUUUUGGGGUGAUCAGAUUGGCCAGAAAGUUAAGAAGAUUUGUGACUGUUAUCACUGCCAUGUUUACCCCUACCCCAGUACUGUUGAAGAACGAAAAGAAGUUCAUGAGGGACUAAAUACACGAAUACAGGAUCUUUAUACUGUGCUGCACAAAACUGAGGACUAUUUAAGGCAGGUGUUAAGCAAAGCUGCUGAAUCAGUUUGUACUCGAGUUGUCCAAGUGCAGAAGAUGAAGGCCAUUUAUCACACGCUGAACAUGUGCAGCUUCGAUGUCACAAAUAAGUGUCUCAUUGCUGAAGUCUGGUGUCCAGAGGCAGAUCUACACAAUUUGCGUCAGGCUCUGCUGGAGGGAUCUAGAGAAAGUGGAGUGACAAUCCCAUCGUUUAUGAACACCAUCCCAACAACUGAAACACCUCCAACUCUGAUACGAACCAACAAAUUCACAGAAGGAUUCCAGAACAUUGUGGAUGCCUAUGGAGUUGGAAGCUAUAGAGAAGUAAAUCCAGCCCUCUACACUAUCAUCACAUUUCCCUUCUUAUUUGCUGUGAUGUUUGGAGACUUUGGGCAUGGCUUUCUCAUGUUCUUAUUUGCCCUCCUGUUGGUGUUGAAUGAAAACCAUCCCAGACUGAAGCAUUCUCAAGAUGAGAUCAUGAAAAUGUUCUUUGAUGGCCGCUAUGUCAUUUUGCUGAUGGGAUUGUUCUCAGUAUACACAGGCCUCAUCUAUAAUGAUUGUUUUUCAAAAUCAGUUAAUCUGUUUGGCUCUGGAUGGAAUGUGUCAGCAAUGUUUAAAUCUACUCUAGAUGACACCAAUACUUCAGGUCACUGGAAUGACAAUGAUAUAAAGGCCAAUGCAUUUCUUCAGUUGGAUCCAGAUACUACUGGUGUGUUCCAAGGUGCUUAUCCUUUUGGCAUAGAUCCGAUUUGGAAUUUGGCCACAAAUCGUCUCAGUUUUUUGAACUCUUUCAAAAUGAAAAUGUCUGUGAUUUUUGGAGUUACCCACAUGACUUUUGGAGUUGUUCUUGGAAUCUUUAACCACUUGCAUUUCAAGAAGAAGUUCAAUAUUUACUUGGUAUGCCUCCCAGAACUCUUGUUCAUGCUCUGCAUCUUUGGAUACUUGAUAUUCAUGAUCAUCUAUAAGUGGCUCACUUAUUCAGCAGCAAAUUCUAGGCUCGCACCCAGCAUUUUAAUUGAAUUUAUCAACAUGUUUUUAUUCCCAUCUGGUGGAGCAGCAAGUGGACUUUAUCAAGGACAGAGUCAUGUCCAGAAGUUUUUAUUAGUUGUGGCAGCAGUUUCUGUUCCUGUACUAUUCUUGGGAAAACCUCUUUAUCUGCUUUGGCUACACAAUGGAGGUCGAUUAUUUGGAUUGCACAAGAGUGGAUAUACUCUGGUUCGUAAAGACAGCGAAGAAGAUGUUUGUUUGCUGGGUUCUCAAAAUGUGGAGGAAGGAAUUAGCCACUUUGAGGGGGAAGGACGGAAGGAUGAAGAGGAGUUUAAUUUUGGAGAGAUCUUUAUGGCUCAAGCAAUCCAUGCAAUUGAAUAUUGUCUUGGCUGCAUCUCCAACACUGCAUCAUACCUGAGACUUUGGGCACUCAGUUUAGCUCAUGCACAGUUAUCUGAGGUCCUAUGGGCAAUGAUAAUGCGUGUUGGCCUCCGUGUAGAUAGAACAUAUGGAGUAUUGCUGCUGAUUCCUUUGGUGGCCCUCUUUGCUGUUUUAACAAUCUUAAUUCUCUUGGUCAUGGAAGGCCUUUCUGCAUUUCUUCAUGCUAUACGGCUGCAUUGGGUGGAAUUUCAGAACAAGUUCUACAUCGGUGCAGGCACCAAAUUUGCUCCUUUCUCGUUUAAACUACUCUCGUCACAGUGUAAUAAAGAUGACAUGGCAUAAUUUAGCUGCUGUAACCAUGUGCUCUCAGCAUGAUGGUGAAUUAUCAUGUUAUUAAAUUUUACUGAAGUAGAAUUUAUAAUAGAAACAUGUUGUUCCCCUACCCCCCAUUGCCUUAUAUAAUACAGCCAAAUAAUUCUGUCAUUUAGACUGCUGCCUUAUGUUGAAUAUUUUGUAAAGCUUAUUAGUCUUAGAGAUUUAAGUUUCUUUUGACUGUUUUCAUGAUGAUCAAAUGUAAGUCAGUUGUUAUAUUUUAUGUUAAUGCUUAUUCUAAAAAAUUAGUUGUUGCUUUUUAGGCAGGGGUGGAGGGAAGUUUACUUCUUAUGACUCAGAUUGAUUGUCUUAUGGUAUUUAUUUUCUGUUCAUCUGACCAAUAUAAAGCACUCCCUCACUAAAGUUAACUGGUUUAUAUAAUUUUGUAACAACUGAAAUUAAGCUUUUAAAAGCUGUCAUUAAUAAGCAAAUGCAAAAUUAUUAGCACUGGUAGUGUUCGGUUUUUGCCAAUUUUAAAUGUGACGAAAUGUUUGGUCUUACCAUAGCUGUGAUAUUACUGAGAAACCAAGCUUUUCCCUACUUAUUCUUCAGUGUUUUAAUUGAGGAAAAAUGGGAUAAAAUUGCAUCCAACAGAUAAUUUGUUCCAGUGCUGAAAAACUGGUAAAGGGUUUUGUCCUUUUCUUCUCGCAUAAACUCUUGAUGAUGACUGCACGCUGUGAAAGUUAUGCUGUGGGGCUGAGCCCUAUUGCCAAGUAUGGAAUUAGAAGCUAUUAUGGAUAUGAUUGGACUGUAAUAACCAGCUUCUGACUGAUGUUACUUAACCAAAGUUGUUUAUAUUGAGUGAAGGAAAGGUACAAAGUAAUCUUUGGUAUAUUUUUAUAACAAAAUGUAUAUUAAAAUAUUUUACCACUGAUAGAUAUACAUCUGUUAUAGAAACAUCAUAAUUAUAUUUUUCUUUCAGAUUAAUUCUGAAUAAAGAUCUAAUUCCCACUUAGAUUAAGUAUUUUAAGUUGAUUUUCAGUCAUUCUGUUUAAAUUCAUUUAUAACUAAUCCUUAUUGUUUCAAUUGUGAUCUUUAAAUUUAAAUUCAAAUAAUUCCAUCCAUUCAUAUUUUUAGCUUUGAAUGAGCAUUUCUCCCCUUUUCAUUGAAAAUUGUGAUCCUCUUCCAUAUGGCUUUUUUAUAAAAUUCAUUGUCAUGCUGUUUUAAAAUGUUCUGGAUUAUAAUUUUUAAAAUGAGUCACCUGGAAUGUAUAUGCUUUCUUAAAGUUUAGGAAGUUUUGGUUUUUGUACUAAAUAUUUAAAGUCCUACUUCAGUGCCUCCUUGUGGUAUGUAGGUGGCCCCAGGUUUUUGAAAGUGCUAUUAAGUGAAGUCCAGAUACAAAGCGCAGGUUCCAGGCACAGUGGUCUGUCACUUGCAGACCAGCACCUGAGUAUAGGAGGCUGGAGCAGGAGGCUAGUCUGGCCUCCUGAUGAAUGUUUGUAACUAGUUGUGAUGUAUUUUAGUGGAGGGAAUAAUCGCAUAGAUGAAGAAGCAGAGCCUUGAAAUGAUUUAAAGUACCAAAUUGUAAAAUUUUAGUUAGCAGUGAAAUUAGCACAUUUAAUAUUGAUUCCAUUUGAAGCUCUAGAUUUGUGAUCUUACUUGGGACAGUCUCAUGUACUAAUAAUAAUGAGAUAGUAUUACUGCAUUCAAAAGGUCUAUAGGAAAGAGCAUUCCACAGUAGUGGGCUGAGACAGGUGGCCUCUGGAAGAUGUAGUUGUUACCCUGACUUUACCUUUAAAAUUGUAAGAAAUAAUUCUUUUGUGGACAUUUGAUGGAAAGUUAUUUAAUUUAAAUUAGAGGUUAUCAUUUCUUGUUUGAUACACUAAAACAGCAAAUGCAGAAAGGUAAUACAGCUGAAAUUUCAAAUUAUAUAUAUAUAUCUGAAUUCUCCCUAGAAAGUUGCCAUUUCUGUUGCUUUAAUAUUGACUUUCUAAAAUUAUCGUUACUAAUUCAUAUCUAGGAAAUCACAGUGAAACCACACCCAUUCAGUUUUGAUGGGAUUUUAGUGGCUGAAGGAAAAAUGAUAAAUUUCAGAGUAAUGGAUGAAUAUAGUAUCUGCUGGAGUCUGUUCACUACCCCAUUGCAAUAACUUUCUAAGUGCACCUCAUGGUCUCUUAAAUGGCUGACUAGAAUGGGAAGAGAAGGCUACCUUAUCAAAUUAGAAUCAGAGAAUAUCAAGGUAGGCAGAAUUUACUUAAGUAAAUGGUGAUUUUUAAUCUCAACUUUGGUGAAUGUAUCUUCUGGAAAUGUAAUUGUUUCUAGAAAAUAGAUUUUAUGACUUGACACAUUCUUGCCAUGUGGCUAAAAAGGUAGCUCUCCUCUGUGUUAUGUAAGCUAUUUGAUAGUUUGAUAGUAUAUAUGCAUUUUAGUUGUAAAAUGUAAAUUUUGUCCAUAUGAUGAGAAAUGUGAAAAAUGAAAACCAGCUAGAUGAUUCUAAAUGGUAGACCAGUGGUGGCAAACUCCAAUAGAAACUGAUCUCUGCCAAAUGCACAGUGACUUAUACAACACAAGUAAUAGUAAUUUAUGGUUUUCUGUUUUGUUAAUCAUUUCCUCAUUUACGUUUUAGUCUGGUUUGUACAGCAUAGGAUGACUUUGCAGUUUGAUAUCUUAAAUUAGACAAAAUAUCUCAGUUUUUGAUGAAUGAAAACCUUAAAAUGUCAAGGAAUUUCUUCAGAGAAAGCAAUCCCCAAUAGAAAUUUGCUGCAGUCAGCCAGAAUGCCAGAUUUAGCUGCAUUGGCAAAAUCGGGUGUUCAUUCAGAGGGUUAAAGUGUACAAAGAUGUGGGUGUAAUAGAUUUGAGUUGUUGGAUCUCCAUUUUUGUAUUAUGAUAGCUUCAAGUUUUAAUGAAAGCUGUUUGGUCUUAAUUUCUAGGAGUUUUUGGAAUAUUACUCCAGUCUCUGCUUCGAAAUACAAACUAUACAAGUUAAAAUAAGGCAUUCGAAAAUCAACACAUGCGUGCGUGUGUGUAAUGUAUAACUAUACGCAUAUAUCUAUACACUUGUAUAUUUGUAUGUAUGUAUGUGACGGGAUAGGGAUUGGACCUGGGAUGGCAUUGGUAUAAGGAGCUUUCAGCCAAGGAAACUCCCUCCACCAAUACAAGUUAGCACCUUUUCUACACCUUGUGGUCUUAGCAAGGUGCUUGAAACACUUAAGAAGUAAAGUGACUUGCUUAGAGCCAAUAUGAAUUGGAGGUAGGACUUGAAUCCAGGUCUUCCCGGCUUUAAGGCCAGCUUUCUAUCCACUACACCGUGCUGCCUCUCAUGUAUUAUAAUUAAAAGUUUAACUUUUAUUCAUCAUGCCCUGACUCCUUUGGGAUCUAAAACUGAACUAUGUAUUAAACAAAUACUAAUUUCUUAGAUUCUAGUCUAUUUUAAAAUAAGGAAGUUUUUAGUUUGCAUGCCCAUGUAUCGGCACUGAGGUUAAUGCUAGGAAAGAGGUGCUCUUUCAGUUCUGAAAGUAAAAUAAAAGUAUUCAGCAGACACAUCCUGGUAUUGUCUGUCAGGCUAUGGGAGGUUAUUGUUUGCUUAGAAAUUGUUAAAGGAUUAGAAGAUAAUAGUAUUUUGACAGUAAACUCCAAAGGAAAGGCUACAGUUUUACUGAAGACAAUUUAGUGACUUAGAGAAUCAGAAUUGUGUGAGGGGGGAAAAGACUGGAGAAUUCAGCUGGAGCACUCCUUAAUAUGUUCAAUAAUUGAAAAGUUGCAUCUUCCUGUCAGUAUUUGGAUGUUGAACAUGAUUUUAUUCAACAAAAAUAAACAUUUUUUAAAAAU